This is a messenger RNA of Priapulus caudatus, 992 nucleotides long. Its product is annotated as arf-GAP with coiled-coil, ANK repeat and PH domain-containing protein 2-like. The record is from RefSeq and is a predicted model, not a curated record. Lineage: Eukaryota; Metazoa; Priapulida; Priapulimorpha; Priapulimorphida; Priapulidae. Gene Ontology annotation, molecular function: GTPase activator activity. The coding region runs from base 133 to 783 and encodes 216 amino acids. The transcript is spliced from 6 exons.
UCGUUCCUUCACGCACAAUCAGUCUACUUCCACCAGGGUCACGACUUCUUUGAACACUCCGACUGCUUCCUCAAGCAGACAGGUCUCAAGAUCGCAGCGUUGCGAAACCAGGCGGAAUGUGCGGAGCGGAGGAUGGAGGAGCGACACAGUCUAGUCCAGAAGAAGUCUCAGGUGCUGUCAAUAGCAUCCAGCCCGAAGCAGCGAGGUGAGAUCCGUAUGGAAGGCUAUCUCUUCAAGAGGACUUCCAAUGCCUUCAAAGCAUGGCAUCGACGGUGGUUCACUGUGCAGCACAACCAGCUGGUGUAUAGGAAGCGGACCAAGGACACAGUAACUGUCAUGGAAGAGGAUCUGAGGCUGUGCACCGUGAAGCCAUGUAACGAGAUCGAGCGGCGAUUCUGCUUCGAGGUCGUCUCUCCCACCAAGAGUCACAUCCUUCAGUCGGACACGGACGUGCUCUGUCGGACGUGGAUCGACGCGUUGACUGAGAGCAUUGGCGCAGCGUUCCGCGACACGCUGCAUCCAUCAGAGUCUGCGCCCUCUCUCAGCGCAGCCGCCAAUGCCAAACCAAGCUGCACGCCGAACGGACGUCUGUCGACCAGUGACAGCGACCCAACCCUAGACACUACUGUCUUACCAAAACCAGCGAGAACCAGUCUGUGGCAGCAGGUCAUGUCGAUCCCAGGCAACGAGCGCUGUUGUGACUGCCAGGCGAAUGAGCCGAGGUGGGCCAGCAUCAACCUGGGCACCACGCUAUGCAUAGAGUGUUCGGGAAUCCACCGGUGAGUUUAAUAUGCCCCGAUGCAUCCGAUCUGGCCGUCACACAGAGACUUCGGUACUGUAUAUUACUGUAUGUAAUACUGCUCCGUUCUAUGCUAAUUACACGUAGAAAUACUCUCGCUAAGCUACUGUAAAUUUAUGUAAAUACCUAAUACAGUGGACCCUGGUUUAUCAGAACACUUACAGGCGGAAUUAUUUCCAGCGUGCCUUACGCA